AUGGAGAGGGGCUUAUGCAUGGAGAAGAAACAGAAGGAUUGGAAUUCAAACCCAUUAUGUCUUAUGUGUGCAGCAGAUUGGAGAUAUGCUGCUGAGCAGUUUGUUAAGAAGCUUCCAGAUAAAGUUAUUGUUCACCGUAGUGAGUGCAAUUCUUCAAGGUUGACUUUGGAUGGCGUAGACCGAAUGGGUGAGAGGCUAGCUGAUGAGGUGGUGGCUGUUGUCAAACGUUGGCCUGGUUUGCACAAGAUCUCCUUUGUGGCUCAUUCCUUGGGUGGCCUUGUUUCAAGGUAUGCUAUUGGGAGGCUGUAUGACCUCUUUCCUAAACCGGGCUCGUUGGGUUUUGUUGGGAGUUGCACAAGUGAAAAUCAAUCAAACAAUUCAGCACAAUGCUCUGAGCAUGGUUUUGAAGUUAGAGUUGCUGGUUUGGAACCCAUGAAUUUCAUAACAUUUGCUACCCCACAUCUUGGUGUGAGGGGACAUAAACAGCUCCCACUCCUCUGUGGUCUUCCUUUUCUGGAAAAAAGAGCAUCUCAGACUGCACACUGGAUUGCUGGAAGAUCUGGGAAGCAUCUCUUCCUGACUGACAACGAUGAUGGGAGGCCUCCCCUCCUCCUCCGGAUGGUCAAUGACUCUGAUGACCUUAAAUUCUUGUCGGCUUUACGUACUUUUAAGCGUCGUGUGGCAUAUGCGAAUGCAAGUUAUGAUCAUGUGGUUGGAUGGAGAACAUCAUCAAUCCGCCGCCAAAAUGAACUUCCAAAGAAGUCCGAUCUUCUUGUAAAUGAUGAGAAGUACCCACAUGUUGUACAUGUUGAACAAGGUACUGCUAAAGACAACCAUAAUAAGGCAUCCUCAAUGGUUGGAGUACAGAUAAUUGACUUGGAAGGGAACCUUCUUCUGAAACUGUUGCUUUUGUACCAAAAGAAGACUGAUUUGUGA
This is a messenger RNA of Ilex paraguariensis (yerba mate), 936 nucleotides long. The record is from the annotation of a GenBank genome assembly. NCBI's taxonomy places the organism in Eukaryota, Viridiplantae, Streptophyta, Magnoliopsida, Aquifoliales, Aquifoliaceae.